Molecule: messenger RNA, 1528 nt
Organism: Sorghum bicolor (sorghum)
Lineage: Eukaryota; Viridiplantae; Streptophyta; Magnoliopsida; Poales; Poaceae
Product: probable cinnamyl alcohol dehydrogenase 6
Exons: 2
Coding region: 111-1199 (362 amino acids)
Biological process (GO): lignin biosynthetic process
Molecular function (GO): zinc ion binding; cinnamyl-alcohol dehydrogenase activity
Source: RefSeq, a predicted model, not a curated record
AAUCACAGCCGAUCUAGGACAGCCCCCAGAAUCUCUCUCUCUCUCAGUAUCUCUAGCUCACUCUCUCUGCGUGUCUGUCAGUUCCGAGGACGCAGAUCGAGCAGAGAGCCAUGGAGGUGACACCAAACCACACGCAGACCGUCGCCGGAUGGGCCGCCAUGAACGAGUCCGGCAAGCUCGAGCCCUUCAUCUUCAAGAGAAGGGAGAACGGCGUGGACGACGUGACGAUCAAGGUGGAGUACUGCGGCAUGUGCCACACGGACCUGCACUUCAUCCAAAACGACUGGGGCAUCACCAUGUACCCACUGGUGCCAGGCCACGAGAUCACGGGCGUGGUCACCAAGGUGGGCAGCAACGUGACCGGCUUCGGCGUCGGCGACCGUGUCGGCGUGGGCUGCAUCGCCGCCUCCUGCCUCGACUGCGACCACUGCCGCCGGUCCGAGGAGAACUACUGCGACAAGGUGACGCUCACCUACAACGGCGUCUUCCCGGACGGCAGCGUCACCUACGGCGGCUACUCGAAGAUGCUCGUGGCGCACAAGCGGUUCGUGGUGCGCGUUCCGGACACGCUCCCGCUCGACGCCGCGGCGCCGCUGCUGUGCGCGGGGAUCACCGUGUACAGCCCCAUGAAGCACCACGGCAUGCUGCGAUCCGCCGGGGCGAGCCUGGGCGUGGUAGGGCUGGGUGGACUCGGCCAUGUCGCCGUCAAGUUCGCCAAGGCGUUCGGUCUCCGCGUCACCGUCGUCAGCACGUCGCCGGCGAAGGAGAAGGAGGCGAGGGAGCGGCUUGGCGCCGACGACUUCGUCGUCAGCAGCGACCAGAAGCAGAUGCAGGCCAUGGCGAGAAGCCUCGACUACGUCAUCGACACCGUCUCGGCGAAGCAUUCCUUGGGACCUAUCUUGGAGCUGCUCAAGGUGAACGGCAAGCUCGUGCUCGUCGCGGCGCCGGACCAGCCCGUCGAGCUGCCGUCGUUCCCGCUCAUCUUUGGGAAGAGGACGGUGAGUGGGAGCAUGACGGGAGGGAUGAAGGAGACGCAGGAGAUGCUGGACCUGUGUGGACAGCACGGCAUCACCUGUGAUAUCGAGCUCGUCUCCACCGACGGGAUCAAUGACGCGCUCCAGCGCCUCGCAAGCAACGACGUCCGCUACCGCUUCGUCAUCGACAUCGCCGGCGGCGACUCGUCAAACUCGAAGCUCUAGUUUCAAUCGAUCAAUUCGUUGCAGUAUUAUCAAGUACAGUAUAUAUCAACAUCGGUGGCAAUGGCAUGGCUGGUGGUUGAUGAUUGCUCUAUCUAGUGUGCGUCAGUAUCAGCAAUAUGAUCAGUGGUAUAUCACUGGAUCAGACAGGAGAGUAAGUAUGUAAUGGUGGUUGAUGUAGUGUGCGUCAGUAUCAGCAAUAUGACAGUGUUGCUACUACAGAGUUCCUCGAGGAGCCGGAGCUGCUAGGAUCAUUGGGGCUUGUUUAGUUCCGAAAAUUGUUUGGUUUUCGUUACUAUAUUAAUUUUUUAAAGACAUCAAAUUUUACGGCA